AUGAGGGGUGCCUCGCAAGCCUUCGGCGACUCUUUGCGGGCUUUCCGUGCUGCCCUGGAAAGGGCAACUGCGAACGAAGUUGAAGCUUCGUCGGACGCUGCAGGCAACGACCGACUGGUAUACGUUACCAUGGUGUACGGCCGCAUGAACCGCUUCAUCAGCGGCUGGGCUCUGCGGGCCAAGACCUUGGGCAUCGUGAACCUGGUGUUGGCGACGCUGGAUGCGGAGGCCUACGAACUCUGCCAGACUCACCACGUGCCGGAACUCUGCGUACGUGCCUCCGUGUCGGUGCUGAACAAAUACACCUUGCUGCUGGUGGCACUUCAACUGGGUCUCGACAUCAUGUGGCUGGACUUCGACAUCUUCCUGGUGCGACAUCCAACUUCGGCGAUCACGCGGGCAGUCCAAGACUACGAGCUUCUCAUGGGCUACGACCUUGAUUCCGACUGCCUUUGCAACGGAUUCUUCUACAUCCGUGCCCGGCCGCGAACUCACCGUUGGCUCUUCGAGCUCGUGCGGUGGCUCUACGACCAUCCCUACGAGCAUGACCAGCGAGCGAUGGGCGCGUUCCUGAACUACACAGAGAAGAUCUCUGCCGAUCUGGAGGAGCUCCCGGCCGUUCCGUCCUGGCACGUCUUCGAUGAAGAGAAUAUCUUCAUCAACUAUGGCUCCUGGCUGGGGGACUUCAAUCAGCUGACCAUCGUGCACUUCGUGGAUGGCAGCGCAUUCUCGCUGUACGGCCGGCCAUCUUGGGAUGCAUCGAUCCCGACAGCGAAGACACCGGCAGCAGCCGAAGGGGAGCAAGCAUCCAGUGCUUCAGCGAGCUCUACUUUGGACAGCUUUUACCGCCCGGAGGUCGCGUCCUUGCCACCCUCUGAGCUUUGGCUUGGAGCCCCACAGGUGUCGGCGCUGCUGCAGCAGCGCAUCGUUCCGAAGCCCGAGCAGAAGCAGAAGUGUGGCAUCCUGCCGAUGGUGGUCUCCGCUCACUCUGGAUACGGCUGGCUUGCAGAGCAUGGCUCCAGAAGCUUGCCGCCGGAGUGGCAUGCAGCCCGAAGACUGCCAGUGGAAGACGUCAGCUCAUCUCACAAGCUCGGCGGGAAGGUUUAA
Molecule: messenger RNA, 1107 nt
Organism: Symbiodinium sp. CCMP2592
Lineage: Eukaryota; Dinophyceae; Suessiales; Symbiodiniaceae
Source: the annotation of a GenBank genome assembly